Messenger RNA from Anneissia japonica, 3035 nucleotides. RefSeq names its product sulfotransferase 1C4-like. Gene Ontology annotation, molecular function: sulfotransferase activity. The coding region runs from base 890 to 1762 and encodes 290 amino acids. Gene Ontology annotation, biological process: sulfation. The transcript is spliced from 6 exons. The record is from RefSeq and is a predicted model, not a curated record. Gene Ontology annotation, cellular component: cytoplasm. Lineage: Eukaryota; Metazoa; Echinodermata; Crinoidea; Comatulida; Comatulidae.
UAGAAUGAAGCUACACUCCUCCUGGUUGGCUGAAAAGUUUAUUGACAGCAAAGUAUUAGGAAAGUUCAAACGGAAGUCAAAUUAGAGUCAACAGUAUAAGGUUUGUAUAUUUUUACUUGAAUAAAGAACUGUUGUGUCGUCCGCAUAAAGGAAAAAGGACAGGAGUUUGGAAUAUAUGUGAAUAUAAUUUUAUAUAGGCCUAAACAAAAUAAAAGAGGGCCUAAAAGAGAUCCCUGGAGAACACCACAGGUAAUUGAACGAAAAUUAGAAAUAGAACUAGAGCAUUAAUACACUGAGCGCGAUUUGUAAAAAUCGCCGGACCCGAGUACCAUAUAUCACGGUGCGAUAGCUAUAAAAGAAUGGUAUUGUCAAUUGUGUCAGAGAAAGGAAAGGUCAGUCAAAACUGAUAGUAUAUUGUCUGUUCUCAUGCAUCAACAUUUUUAUUAGAUCGGUAAGUGCCAUGGAGGUAUUGUAGACUUUCCUAAGCCCCUAUUUUAUGCUAUAGAACAUAUUAAAAUUGAUAAUAUAAUAAAAGAGUUUUGUCAUAUUUUUUCUCUUAUUUUUAUUACUUUUGAAAAUACUAGAUGGAAUUCUUCCAAGUAUAAAAUAUGUGUUUGGAGUCGGCCAAACUAUCGUCGCCACAAAAAAAAUUAUGCGGGUAAAGAUUGCUCCGAUUACUUAAAUCCCUGAAGUGAAGGACAUUUAAUGCUUUAAAAGUAUGAAUUUGCUAUUUCCGGGCAUUUAUACUAGAGGGAGACAUUCUUUUCCAACAUUUGCUCACCUCAGCGAGUGCCAGCCAUGGUGGAGUAGGUGGGUGUGGGCAGGAUUGUAUUCUACUACUUAACUUAAUGUCUUGUGUCUAAAGUCUACAGUACGGUACCAAACCGGAAUGCCUCCAGUUCAACGAGGAAUCGACCGGAUUGUAGAUGGUGUCCGCCACCCUUGGGUCACCACAGAUGAAAUCCUGGAGGCGAUGAAAACGUUUGAAGUUCGUACAGAUGACAUUUGGGUGAUUACGUACCCAAAAGCUGGAACUACAUGGAUGCAGGAGAUUGUUUCGAUUCUCUACCACGGCUGCGAUAUCCAGAAAGCAGACGAAAUCAGCAUCUUAAAACGGUUCUUGUUUCUUGACCAACAAAAAACAGAUGUACCGCCGCAUAAUGAAGCCAUGAGAAUGCCAUCGCCUAGACUUAUUAAAACGCAUCUACCGCCAAAACACAUGGCGAAGCAGCUCAUCAUAAAGAAACCAAAGAUUGUGUAUGUCGGGAGAAACCCUAAGGAUAAUGCAGUAUCAUUGUAUAACUUUCACCGUGCCAAUACAUAUCUAAGAACGUACGAAACCUGGGAUGAAUUCUUUGAUGCUUUCUGCGCUGAUGACGUUAUUGAUGGUUCCUGGUUUGAUAUGAAUAUUUACUGGUGGAGCCUACGGAAUGAAGAAAACGUUCUGUUUAUCAAAUAUGAAGAUAUGAGGAAGGAUCUUGCAAGUGUGAUAGAAAGAGUCUCCAAGUUUUUUGGCUGGUCAAUUCCUGAUAAAAAACUACAAGAUAUUGUAAAGCACUGUACAUUUGACUCUAUGAAGAAAAAUCCAAAAACUAACUUUUCAGAUUGUGAAAAUAUUGACCAAUCACUAUCAGCCUUUAUGAGAAAAGGUGAAGUCGGAGAUUGGAAAAAUUACUUCACCAAGGCUCAGAAUGCGAAAUUUGACAAAUUAUACGCCGAUAGGAUGAAAGGAUCAAGUCUCGUAUUCGAAUUCGAAUUAUAGUCAAUUGAACUCCGUUUUAAUUAUUGCUAAGCCCUGUACAGACUAUCAUAUUUUAUUUGACAAAAACAAAAGAAUAUGGUCAUGAUGACAUCACAUCAUGACCAUAUAUUGGCGCAUCAUGACCGUAUAUAGGCACAUCGUGACCAUAUAUAGGCACAUCAGGUCUAUAUUUUUAUUUUAUUUAACUUCAACUAGCAAGACCAGAACAUGUGAACAAGCACCUCUACAGGGCCGUCUUACCACCGGAGUGAGAUAAAUGAAACAACAAAAAUAAAUAUAAUAUGGAUAAGAAUAAAUAUAUGUCCAAUUCACAAAUAACAAUUAAAAUUAAGAAAAAAAAAGAUCAUAAUCUAACAACAACCAGAACGGUGACAAAAUGAAACCCAAGUGCAGAUGUUAUCAGCAAAAAAAAUUAGAUUUCAAUUUAGAAUUGUAACAUUCAAUCACCUUGUUUGUGAAAGAUGGAAAAUAAGAAUCUGAUCGAAUUGCUAAAAGAAGAUUAUUCCAGAUGGGCACUAUUCGUUGAAAAUAAAACGAUUUAUGGGAUUUUGUUUUGCAUCGACGGACAGAUAACAUUAAAGAAUUUGACGAAAGUCUGGUGGCAGGACGGCCCUGUGAGCAAUUUAAAUGCACAUAGUCAUCUAUAGAAAUGUCAUAAAUUCCAAAAGAACUUAAAAAAAAAAUAAAGAUAUCUCUACGCUUAAGACGCGACUUAUAAUCAAGGUCGGGAUAUUGCAAUAAAUAUAUGGGCAUACAGACGUUUUUUGGUGAAGAAAAUUCGAUAAUCUGGACAGAGCUUUGGUAUACUUGGUUAGCAUCAAUACUGAUAUAUUGUAUAUAGGUAAUAUUGAUUUAAGGAAUGCUGAAGAAGGUGGGCGGUAAGAAUCAGUCUUGAAAAUUCCAAACUGCUCAUGGGGUAGUUUUGAAUUAUAUUUAAUCAAUUAUAUACACAUAUUAUAUACAUAUAUAUAAUUUAAAUUCUUUAAAGUUAAAUUUUUUUCUUCUUUUUUUUUUGUUUCUGAUCAAUGAUUAAUUAAUUUGCUCUAUAUUUAGUUUCGUAUUUCACUAACUUCGAUAAUUGCUUUCUGUAUUUUGUUCAUUUUGUUUUAUUAUAUUAUAAUUGACCUAUAUUGUUUAUAAUUGUAUUUAUAUUAAACUGGAUGGGUGAGGUUCGCAGACUUUCUGUUAUAGUGAUUAAAGCUGCUCUCCCACCUAGGUUUAUUUCACCUAAGAGUCGUACGAUUUCUACGAGUUAAAACUCGUGAUCUUUGGA